AUGAAAGGGUUUAAUAAUAAACUCAGUGGUGGCUUUGAAAUCAAUUCUUGGACACAGCACACUCUCACACUUUCCCUUACUUCUAUGGGUGUGCUUGCCAAUCUGAGCUGCUAUUUCCUACCUAGCUCUUGUUGGUGGAGCCAGGCAUUCUUGAAAUAAGCAAUAUAGGUGGUACCACAAACUGAAGUCUGCCUGGCCAUUGCCAGAAGCCUGGGACAUUUUCACUUCCCAGAGGCUAUUUUUGCAAAGUUCUCUUUUACUUUGCUAGUGGCUGUUGCUUUUCCUGUGGAAAGGCAUAAGGAUUUGGUCUCUGAAAUAAUUAAAAUUUCCGUGUUCUCUAGCAACAGCUGAGUGUGCCUGGAAUUGCUUGUCUUGGGGUUGUUGUUUUUCCUUGAGUACAAAGAGAGAGCAUUUGCAGACAGUUCCUAACUUGGCUUUUGCUGACGAUCAGACUGCGGAGGCUGUCCUGCCUGCUACCUGGAGGGAGAGAAAGAAAGAAAGAGAAAUCUACCGCUUGGAUUCCCUUUACUGCACAAAUGCUGUGUUUGCCCCUCCCAGUCUAAUAAACUCAUGGAGAUUGUCACUGAUGAAAUAGGAACAGAAAGGAGACACAAACCGUUUCCUUUAAAGAUCUAACAACUCACUGGAGCUUUCAGGCAACAUGGCUAGAAAAACAGAGAGAUGUAUUGCAGAAGGAGAUUUCUCCUCCCCCUCUGAAAACCACUAGGACAACCCUGCCACCAAGUCUCUCGGUUCAGACCCAGAACCUGCAAUACUCCUGCUGGCUUAGUGGUGCCUUUUCUACAUGAUCCCCUGGCCUGCAUUCUCAUUCAAAACAACGGAAGCCCUUGCCAAACACAAGGUUGCCCGCUUGUGUUCCUGUGAAAUGGAGGCAGUGGCAAAGAUUUUAUCAGUUGCUGUCUUGGAGCCAAAGCUUUCUUUCUCCUCAUGAAAUUCAAGCAUCCAUUAAAGAUGGCUUCCAAGAGACUUGCAAGGAUGCUUGUUUUCACUACAGCUUUGGUUUGUUUUCUCUGUUUAUAUGCCAUGCUGGGCACUUUCGAAAUCUGUAUAUUCUGUGAGACAAAGCACGAGUUCUUUCCCUUUAAGAGAGAUGGACGUUUUUUAAGGAGGCCUAAAAUGAAUUGCAGACGGAAUCCACCAUUCCUGGUCAUUCUUGUGACAUCAUCUCACAAACAAUCCAACGCUCGGAUGGCUAUCCGUGAGACAUGGGGCAGAGAAAGAAACAUAGACAACAAACGUAUUGUGACCUAUUUUCUCCUGGGAAGUACUCUCACUGCUGUUGACCGGCGUGCUAUUGGUUAUGAGAACAAAAAACACAGAGACAUUAUCCAGAAGGAUUUUCUAGAUUCCUACUACAAUUUAACAUUAAAGACUAUUAUGGGCCUUGAAUGGAUUCACAAAUUCUGCCCACAAACCAGCUUUGUGAUGAAAACAGACUCAGAUAUGUUUGUGAAUACCUACUAUCUCACUGAACUUCUUCUUAAGAAAAAUAAGAAGGUUAGCUUCUUCACUGGCUUUUUAAAAGAGAAUGAGCAUCCAAUACGAAAACUGAUAAGUAAGUGGUAUGUGAGUGAAGAAGAAUAUUCAGGAAACUUGUACCCUCCAUUUUGUUCAGGGACUGGUUAUGUUUUGUCUGCAGAUGUUGCUAGUAGUGUAUAUAAAAUUGCCAAAGAAGUUCCUUAUUUUAAAUUAGAGGAUGUUUUUGUAGGCAUGUGCCUCGCUAAACUCGACAUCAAACUGGAAGAACUUCAUUCAGAACAAACAUUCUUCCCAGGGGGGGUUGCAUUUUCUCCUUGUCGUUUUAGGAAAAUUGUGACAAGCCACUUUGUCAGACCUCAUGAGAAUCUUGUCUACUGGGAUGCACUGGAGAGGUCCCUGGAUGAAAAUUGUCAUCCACGGACCUAUCCAGGUGGCUGAUAGUUUUCAACAGAGGCACAAAACUGCAUAGAACAUAAAUCCUGAAACUUUUGCUUAGAUACUGAAGUCAAAUCUAUUUUAGAUAAGGAGAUGCUGACAUUACUUUUUACAAUCCAAGCCUAUGCUUGUUUGCUUAGGAGUAAGACUCAUAAUGCUUACUCCCAGGUAAACAGCCUGAAAAACCCACUGCAGUAGUGUGAAGAGGAUAGGGCUCCUGAACUGAUGGAUAGUUGUGAAGAACAAGGAAUUUCAGCAAGUGUAGCUUGCCAAAGAAGCUUCGUGAGCCUUAGGUGCUGAAAUUGCAUCUUCUCCACAAUUAUUAAUGGUGCCGGAGCCCUGCCCUCCUUUGUAUCUGGCAGCUCUAGUUCCAUAGCAGGCUGUGCAGCAGGAGAGUUGCUCUGGUAGUGGGCACACUUCAUAGCAAUAUAAUGAGUCACCAUACUCAUCUUCAAGGUUGUUGACUAGCUCUUUAAACAGGCACUGUUCAUCCCCUGAUUUUUAAUAAAGUUAAUGCGUGAAACAACUUUUGUCCCAACAUGUUUCAUACACAAGGUUUGUGCACACAUUCUCCUGGUGGAUCAUACUGUUAAAUGUGAUCAAUUCACUUGUGUCAGUAUUGAGACACUUCAUUUCUUUCUUUCUGAUGGAAGAGUAGGAUCCAAAGGGGUGUGUUGUAAGUCAUGAUGUCAGAGAACUUUGACGGAAGCAGAAUUUGCUGAUAUUUGCUUAUUUGUUCCACUUCUGCAACAGAAAUGAAUCCACAGAAUAUGUGUGUUAUUUGCUGUUGUUUUCAGUCCACAAAUGAUACACAAUGAGUUUCCUCCCAUUUGCCUUGCAUUUUCUUUGUAUUUCUGUGGUGUGGCAUAACUUUUUUAAAUAAAUUUUUAUUAAUAUUAAAUCAAUACAGUUUGUAAAUACUACAAUCAACUACAUCCCCCCCCCCGGACUUCCCUCA
Zootoca vivipara (common lizard) is the source of this 2893-nucleotide messenger RNA. Lineage: Eukaryota; Metazoa; Chordata; Lepidosauria; Squamata; Lacertidae. The record is from RefSeq and is a predicted model, not a curated record.